Messenger RNA from Gekko japonicus, 7221 nucleotides. RefSeq names its product calcium channel, voltage-dependent, T type, alpha 1G subunit (gene CACNA1G). Gene Ontology annotation, molecular function: low voltage-gated calcium channel activity; voltage-gated sodium channel activity. The coding region runs from base 1 to 7221 and encodes 2406 amino acids. Gene Ontology annotation, cellular component: voltage-gated calcium channel complex; voltage-gated sodium channel complex; plasma membrane. The transcript is spliced from 39 exons. The record is from RefSeq and is a predicted model, not a curated record. Gene Ontology annotation, biological process: membrane depolarization during action potential; calcium ion transmembrane transport; sodium ion transmembrane transport. NCBI's taxonomy places the organism in Eukaryota, Metazoa, Chordata, Lepidosauria, Squamata, Gekkonidae.
AUGGACGAGGAUGGGCCGAGAGCCGCGGAGGAGCAGGACCCGGAGGAGGACCACUCCAAGACCUUCGUCCGCCUCAACGAUCUCUCCGGAGACGGAGGUCGCUCGGGCCCGGGGGACAAAGAGAAAGAUCCGGGCAGCGGCGACUCGGAGAGCGAAGGGCUCCCUUACCCGGCCCUGGCCCCCACCGUCUUCUUCUACCUGAGCCAGCACAGCCGCCCCAGGAGCUGGUGCCUGCGGAUGGUGUGCAACCCCUGGUUUGAAAGGGCCAGUAUGCUGGUGAUUCUCCUGAACUGUGUUACGCUGGGCAUGUUUCAUCCGUGUGAAGAUACGGACUGUGAUUCCCCACGCUGCAAGAUUCUCCAGAGUUUUGAUGACUUUAUCUUUGCCUUCUUUGCUGUGGAAAUGAUAAUCAAGAUGAUUGCACUAGGGAUUUUCGGGAAGAAGUGCUACCUGGGCGACACAUGGAAUCGUCUGGAUUUUUUCAUUGUCAUAGCUGGCAUGCUGGAAUACUCUCUGGACUUGCAGAAUGUCAGUUUUUCAGCUGUUCGAACUGUCAGGGUGCUCCGGCCUUUGAGAGCCAUUAACAGAGUUCCUAGUAUGCGCAUCCUGGUUACUCUCCUCUUAGACACACUCCCCAUGUUGGGGAAUGUUCUCCUACUCUGUUUUUUUGUCUUCUUCAUCUUUGGUAUUGUUGGAGUCCAGCUUUGGGCAGGGCUGCUCAGGAACCGCUGCUUCUUAGAAGAAAACUUCAGUUUCCCUUACACAGUUGAGCUGGAACCCUAUUACCAGACCGAGAAUGAAGACGAAAGCCCUUUCAUCUGCUCUCAGCCUCGAGAGAAUGGAAUGCGUUACUGCCGUAGCAUCCCAACACGGAGGGAAGAAGGCCUGGAAUGUACACUAAACUAUUAUUCCUACAAUGACACCACUAACACCUCUUGUGUAAAUUGGAACCAGUAUUACACAAACUGUUCUGCUGGGGAGCACAACCCUUUCAAAGGAGCAAUCAAUUUUGAUAACAUUGGCUAUGCGUGGAUUGCAAUAUUUCAGGUCAUCACCCUAGAGGGCUGGGUAGAUAUCAUGUACUUCGUUAUGGAUGCCCAUUCCUUCUACAACUUCAUCUAUUUCAUUCUCCUGAUCAUUGUUGGUUCUUUCUUCAUGAUCAAUCUCUGCCUAGUGGUCAUAGCAACCCAGUUUUCAGAGACCAAGCAACGAGAGAGCCAGCUGAUGAAAGAGCAGCGAAUCCGCUACCUCUCCAAUGCAAGCACUCUGGCCAGCUUUUCAGAGCCAGGGAGCUGCUAUGAUGAACUUCUGAAAUAUCUCAUCUACAUCCUUCGGAAGGCCAGCAAGCAGCUGGUGGAAGCCUACCGAACCACAGGGGUGAAAAUGGGGUUUCUUUCCAGCCCAGGCAGCAAAACCAGUGCAGAGAGACAGCCAUGCAAGCGUCGGCCACAGAAAAGGUCAUCAGUGCAUCAUCUCAUUCACCACCACCACCAUCACCAUCACCACUAUCACCUGGGCAAUGGAAGCCUACAGGCACCGCGUGCCAGUCCUGAAAUCAGUGAUGUUGAAACCAGCUCCCUUCACAAUGGAGCCAAUAGGCUAAUGCUCCCUCCUACAGCCAAUCCUCAUGCUGCUUCCAGCAACACUGAAUCUGUUCACAGCAUCUAUCAUGCAGACUGUCAUUUUGAGCCACUCCGUUACAGAUCAUCUCUCCCUCAACCUGGCCUCAGUUUAACUGGCCCAGAGGUGUUUCCCAGGACUGUGGUUGGCAGCAAGGUCUACCCUACUGUGCACCCAAGUAGCUCCCAUGAGCUGCUGAAAGAUAAAUGUGUAGGUGAGCCUGCAAUCAAUCCUGGGGCUAACACCUUGAUGAACCUUAACAUCCCUCCGGGUCCAUAUAGCACCAUGCAGAAACUACUGGAGACACAGAGCACUGGGCCUUGUCAAAGCUCCUGCAAGAUUUCCAGCCAGUGUGGGAAACCCGACAGUACUUGCAACCCUGAUAGUUGUCCAUACUGUGUGAAGACCUUGGCUAAUGAACCAGAGCUGACAGACAAUGAGAUGGGAGAGUCUGACAGUGAUGGGGUUUAUGAAUUUACCCAGGAUGCUCACUAUAAUGAUCAGAGGGACCCUCAACGAUGGAAAGCCCCAGGAAGAAAAACUUUAAAAUGUCUAGCCUUUUGGAAUGUGGUUUGCGAGACCUUUCGGAAGAUUGUAGAUAGCAAGUACUUUGGCCGUGGAAUCAUGAUUGCUAUCCUGAUCAAUACCCUCAGCAUGGGGAUUGAGUAUCAUGAGCAGCCUGAAGAACUUACCAAUGCUCUGGAAAUCAGCAAUAUUGUCUUCACUAGUCUUUUUGCUCUAGAAAUGCUUCUGAAGCUCCUUGUGUAUGGCCCUUUUGGCUACAUCAAAAGUCCAUACAAUAUCUUUGAUGGAAUAAUUGUAGUAAUCAGUGUCUGGGAGAUAGUGGGACAGCAGGGUGGAGGCCUGUCUGUUCUACGAACCUUCCGUCUUAUGCGGGUCCUGAAGUUGGUUCGUUUCAUGCCUGCUCUCCAGCGCCAGCUAGUGGUCCUCAUGAAAACAAUGGACAAUGUGGCCACUUUCUGCAUGUUGCUGAUGCUUUUCAUCUUUAUCUUCAGUAUCCUUGGGAUGCACCUCUUUGGCUGUAAGUUUGCUUCAGAGAGAGAUGGAGACACUCUUCCUGACAGGAAGAACUUUGAUUCUUUGCUCUGGGCCAUCGUUACUGUUUUCCAGAUACUGACUCAGGAAGACUGGAAUAAAGUCCUCUACAAUGGCAUGGCUUCUACCUCUUCCUGGGCUGCCCUCUACUUCAUCGCCCUUAUGACAUUUGGGAAUUAUGUUCUUUUUAAUUUAUUGGUGGCCAUCUUGGUGGAAGGUUUUCAGACAGAGGAAAUCACCAAACGGGAAGCAGCGAGUAGGCAGUUAAGCUGUAUUCAGCUGCCUGUCGACUCGUCAGCGGGUGAUGCCUCUAAGUCUGAUUCUGAUGGGGAGCUUUUCCCACGUAGUUUGGAAGAAGAAUGUGGACUUAAGAAAAACUUUUCAAAUCCAGCCAUGAUGGCUCUUUGUGACCACCCAGAGCUAAAGAAGAGCUUGACCCCUCCGCUCAUCAUUCAUACAGCUGCUACACCAAUGCCCAUGCCAAAAAGUGCCAUGUAUGGAGAAGCAGCUCAGGGUUAUGAUUCCCGAAGAGCUAGCAGCAUCUCCAUGGAUCCUAAUGCAUAUGAUCUCAAAUCCCCGAUGAGCACCCGGAGUUCUCCACAUAGUCAUUGGAGUGCAGGCAGUAGCUGGAACAGCCGCAGGUCGAGCUGGAACAGCAUUGGGAGAGCUCCCAGCCUGAAACGCCGAAAUCAAAGUGGAGAACGCAAGUCUCUUCUGUCAGGGGAUGGAAAGCAGAGUUCAGAGGAAGGGGGAAGUUCUGAUGAAGAGAGGUCCAGCCAGACUGGGAGCAUUAAUGGCUCUAUACCUCACCGCAUGCAGUCAUUGGAAACCAAAGGCUCCUUUGACUUCCAAGAUUCUUUGCAGGUGCCUUCUCUUUACCGGACCAGCAGCAUGCACAGCAGCCAGACCUCUGCAUCAGAGCACCAAGACUGCAAUGGCAAAACAUCUGCAAGGGUUCUGAUACAACAGCUUCAUUUGGGAGAUCUGCCUCCUGAAUGCGAUGAUUUAGAUGAUGAAGACAACUUGAGUAAAAAGGACCGUAUGAAGGCUUGGAUAAGGGCACACCUACCCACCUGGUGUAAAGAAAGAGAUUCCUGGUCUGUCUACAUCUUUGCUCCGCAGUCUAAAUUUCGUCUGGUAUGCAAUAAAAUCAUCACUCAUAAGAUGUUUGAUCAUGUUGUAUUGGUUAUAAUUUUUCUGAACUGCAUCACCAUUGCUAUGGAACGCCCCAAAAUUGAGCCACACAGUGCUGAACGAAUUUUCCUGACACUCUCCAACUACAUUUUCACAGCAAUUUUCCUGGCUGAAAUGACUAUAAAGGUGGUGGCACUAGGCUUGUGCUUUGGUGAAAAGGCAUACCUGAGAAGCAGUUGGAAUAUGCUGGAUGGAGUGCUGGUUCUCAUCUCCAUUAUUGACAUCCUGGUUUCAAUGGUUUCUGACAGCGGCACAAAAAUUCUUGGAAUGCUAAGAGUCUUGAGGCUGCUGCGAACUCUCCGACCAUUAAGGGUCAUUAGCCGAGCACAAGGGCUGAAGCUAGUGGUGGAAACCCUGAUGUCAUCCCUAAAACCUAUUGGAAACAUUGUUGUGAUUUGCUGCGCUUUCUUCAUCAUUUUUGGCAUCUUGGGAGUCCAGUUAUUCAAGGGGAAGUUUUUUGUCUGCCAAGGGGAGGAUACGAGGAACAUCACCAACAAAUCAGACUGUGCAGAAGCCAGCUACAAAUGGGUCCGGCACAAGUAUAAUUUUGAUAAUCUCGGCCAGGCCUUAAUGUCUCUAUUUGUUUUGGCCUCCAAAGAUGGGUGGGUGGACAUCAUGUAUGAUGGAUUGGAUGCUGUAGGAGUGGAUCAGCAGCCAAUCAUGAACUAUAACCCUUUGUUCGUGGGAGUUGUGGUGGAAAAUUUUCAUAAGUGCCGUCAACAUCAGGAGGAAGAAGAAGCCAAGAGACGAGAGGAGAAGAGACUCCGUCGGCUGGAGAAAAAGAGAAGGAAUCUAAUGCUGGAUGAUGUAAUAAUGGAGAGCUCAGCCAGUGCAGUACCAGAAGCACAGUGUAAACCCUACUACUCUGAUUACUCUCGCUUCCGACUUCUGAUUCACCAGAUGUGCACCACCCAUUAUCUGGAUUUGUUCAUCACAGGCGUGAUUGGGCUGAAUGUCAUUACCAUGGCCAUGGAGCACUACCAGCAACCUAAGGUUCUUGAUGAAGCCCUGAAGAUUUGCAAUUACAUCUUCACCGUCAUCUUUGUCAUGGAAUCUGUUUUCAAACUCAUUGCAUUUGGGUUUCGACGGUUCUUCCAAGACAGAUGGAACCAAUUAGAUUUGGCAAUCGUGCUGUUGUCUAUUAUGGGGAUCACACUGGAGGAGAUCGAAGUGAAUGCAUCACUGCCCAUUAACCCCACCAUUAUCCGCAUCAUGAGAGUCCUGAGGAUUGCUCGAGUGUUGAAAUUGUUAAAGAUGGCUGUAGGGAUGCGAGCUCUGCUGGACACAGUCAUGCAAGCAUUGCCACAGGUGGGAAAUCUGGGUCUUCUCUUCAUGUUGUUGUUUUUCAUAUUUGCAGCACUUGGAGUGGAGCUGUUUGGAGAUCUUGAAUGUGAUGCUACUCAUCCCUGUGAGGGCUUAGGGCGGCAUGCAACUUUUCGCAACUUUGGGAUGGCCUUUCUCACACUCUUCCGUGUAUCCACAGGAGACAACUGGAAUGGGAUAAUGAAGGACACGCUGCGGGACUGUGAUGAGGAAUCCACCUGUUACAACACAGUCAUCUCACCUAUCUACUUUGUCUCCUUUGUGUUGACCGCCCAAUUUGUCCUGGUGAAUGUGGUGAUUGCUGUGCUCAUGAAACACCUGGAGGAAAGCAACAAGGAAGCUAAAGAGGAAGCAGAGCUGGAACUGGAGCUGGAAAUGGAAAUGAAGACAAUCACCUCGGGUCAGCACCCAUCUUCCGACGCAUUCAUGUGGACAGGCAUUAAUACAGGGGAAAGGCCUGACAGCCCUGGAGGAUAUGCCAAUCCCAUGCAAAUCAAGGUGGAUUCUCAGCUCUCAUUAGUUCACCCUAUGGAAAGACACUUGUUUGAUACCAUAUCACUGCUGAUCCAGGAAUCUUUGGAAGGAGAGCUGAAGCUGAUGGACAACCUGUCAGGCUCUGUGUGCCAUCAUUAUGCCCUUCCAACUACUGAAAAUUACAGCUCUGAGAAACAGAUCCCUCUAGCUGAGAUGGAGGCUCUGUCUCUGACGUCAGAUAUUCUGUCUGAAAAUUCCUGGUCCUUAGCUCUGACGGAUGACUCUUUUCCUGAUGAUAAUAACACAUUCUUACUUAAUGCCCCGGAAAACAAUACUGAUCUUCCCUCGGGGAAUGACCCUCUGACUCUCUCUCCAAGCAAGGAUCUGCUGAGUGUAAGGAAGCCUACUGUGGGCCGCACCCACUCUUUGCCAAAUGACAGCUAUAUGUUCCAGAGUCCCGAUACUGGCACCUAUGAAGUUUCCUCUACAGAAAAGAACCCAUCCCAUCAAAAAUCUCAGUCAGGUUCAACAACAUCGGUGCAGUCUCAGCCAGCAAACAUUGAUGCUCUCCUACAAAUUCCAAGAGAUUUCUUCCAUCCUCUCAAGCUCCACUCCAAUCUAGACUGGAGAAGCAAAUCCAAAGCCCCCACAUCUGUGCAUUCUCCUUCUGCAGAACGGUUACUUCGCAGACAGAUGGCAAUAAGGAAUGACUCCUCGGAGACCCACAGCUCAGAAAGCAAAGAGAACAUCCAUGCCGAGGUGAGUGAACUCUCUGAUCCAAAUUUGUCAGCACCGUCCACUGAAGAUCUGUCAGUCAUUCUGAGGCCCUCAGAAGCACAAGAUUCAGCUAGCUGGGGGCGAUCAAGUGUUCACACUCAACAACAUUCUCUCAAUCAGUAUAACAUUUGCAAGCACGUGCCGGAUUCGUGUGCCUGUACAGACUCCCUUCAGGAACUGCCUGGAGACCCGAUGGAUCAAGAAGUAUCAGAAAUAAAUAGCUCUUUUACUUCAGGAACAUGUUCUGCCAUGAGUGCCUCGUCAGUGGUUCAGCCGGAGACCCCUAAGAGAAAUGUAGGCAACAGUGGCAAUGUGACUUUGAAGGACCUGAAGAAAUGCUAUAGUGUAGAUACGCAGGGUCUUCUUAAAAAACCUUCAUCUUGGUUAGAUGAUCAAAGGAGACAUUCCAUAGAAAUUUGUUCCAUGGAAAACAGCCCUCAGCAUCAUUCCACAUCUAGCUCUUCUGGCUUCAUAAGUCAGGUCUUAAGUGAAAUGGAAGGUUUACAAGGAACACGACAGAAGAAAAAACCGAGUCCCCCCUGUAUAUCCAUAGACCCACCUAAUGAACAGAGUUUGUUACGGAGAGGAUCUCACACUGCAUCGUCUUCCAGUGCAGAAGUUUGCCUGGAGAGGCCUGCGCCGUCUUGGGAUUCCAAAGAUUCCAUGGACGCGGGGGACUUGGCACUUCCACACAGUAUGUCAGUAUCUCCAGCCCCAAAGAAAGACUUGUUGACACUUCCUAGUUUUUCCUUUGAUCAACCAGAUGCAGACCCUUGA